CUUUUUGUAACCUCCUUUUCUUCCCAAACCAUCACUCCUUUUGCAUUGUGUGAAACCUUCGAGUUUUCUCUUCAUCUUCUCAAAGUAACAAACUUUCUCCAAACAGAUUAUUAUUAAAACAAUCUCAUCAAGAACUACGAUGAAAUUCCCGGCUGUAAAAGUUCUUAUUAUCUCUCUUCUCAUCACAUCUUCUUUGUUCAUACUCUCAACCGCGGAUUCGUCACCAUGCGGAGGAAAAUGCAACGUGAGAUGUUCAAAGGCAGGAAGACAAGAUAGGUGUCUCAAGUAUUGUAAUAUAUGUUGCGAGAAGUGUAACUAUUGUGUUCCUUCAGGCACUUAUGGAAACAAAGAUGAAUGCCCUUGUUACCGCGAUAUGAAGAACUCCAAAGGCACGUCCAAAUGUCCUUGAUCAUGUUCUUAAGAUUAUCCUUAUAGACACAAUAUCUUGAAAUGUUAAGAUUGUGCUUGAUGCCUAAAAUAAUGAGCUUGAGAUACUUCUAUGAAUGAAUAUGUGAAAGAUUUUGACAAUAAAAUGAUUUGAUGUAUUAAAAUAUUCUUAGUGAAGUUAUAUAUGUAUAAAUGAAGUAUGAAAUAUACAUUGUAUGUUGCUUUACAUGAGAAAGAUAAAUCUACAACAAUCCAAUGUAUGAAAAUUUUACUAAGUUAACUGAUCAGAAACGUUAAUUAUGGUUUAGAAUCUU
Messenger RNA from Arabidopsis thaliana (thale cress), 701 nucleotides. Its product is annotated as Gibberellin-regulated family protein. Gene Ontology annotation, cellular component: extracellular region. The coding region runs from base 140 to 409 and encodes 89 amino acids. NCBI's taxonomy places the organism in Eukaryota, Viridiplantae, Streptophyta, Magnoliopsida, Brassicales, Brassicaceae. The transcript is spliced from 2 exons. The record is from RefSeq and is marked reviewed.